AUGGGCAACACCGCGAAUCGUCCUGCCCCAGACGCUUCUCCAACCGGUAAAUUUUUUCACAUUUUCUGGAAAAUUACUAUAGUCCAAUCACAUCUAGCUUUGGAGGGUAAGGCCUCUCUGCGCUCUCCACCUAUCAUACACUGUCUCUCUUUUCUUAUCGUGCCAGGACCCUUUUUUUGAUGGCUCAAGCCAUGUAACUUUAUUUCAAGCUUUUUUUGGAUGAUUAGGUUUCAUUUUUUUAACUAAUAAUCUUAUUAGAAUAAAUUUAACUAAAGAAAAAAUUGAUUUUUCUGAUUUUUCAGCGCCGAAUGCAUUGAAUACACUUAACAAAGCGAACAUGACCUGCAAGGUGAGGAUGAAAUUAAAGGCGCAUAAGGAAGUUUGGAAAAAGAUCCUGUCAAAAAAUGUAUUUUAGGGGGCCUUUCGGGGUUUUAGGGCCAUUUAAGGGUUUCGACGUUCUAGUGGACACUGUAGUAGUCGAAUUAGUGGACACUUAAGUGAAAAAAGUUUAGUGGCCUCUUUAGGAGCCUACGUGGUACGACUAGACCAUUGGACACCACUGUAGGGGCCACUAGGACUCGAAAAAGUGGCUUCUAUAGACGUAGUGGCCACUUUAGUGUCCUCUCCAAGUAGUCCUUGAUAAACCACUCAAUUGACUGAAUAUAAGUGGCCUCUUUAGGAGUCUGAGUGGUACUACGCAACCAUUAAAAAAAACCCGCCACCAAGACUCAGAGUCUAGGAAAAUUUUUAGAGGCCACUAUAGGGCUUUGAAGUUUUAGUGGUCACUAGAGUAGUCGAAUCAGUGCCUGUUAUAGAGGUCUCUAGUGGUACUACUAAAAAACUCGAAAUUCUAGUGGCCAUUUUAGGGGUCCAUAGAUCAUAAUUGGUUCAAAGAGAACCUCUAUAGUGACCACUUUAGUUUCCUCUUCAAGUAGUUCUUCGGGGACCUCUAUAGUGGUCACUCGAACUCUUUCCAGUGGCUUCUAUAGAGGUGUUUUUAGUGGCCUCUUUAGUGUCCUCUCCAAGUAGUCCUAGAGGAACCACUCAAGUGGUCACUAAAGCUUUUAAAGCUUUUAUAAGUCAACUAAACUCAGAUGAGAUGAUUCUCCAGCUUCUUUAUAUAAUUUAGGGUGUUCACUAGAAUUUUUUUUUUGGAGAUAACAGGUUUUAAAAAAUCUACCUUUACGCCCACAAAUUUUUGAAUACUGGACUUCUUUUCAAAAACUGAGCGAAUUACUAAAUCUGUUAACCUGUGCUGUCAAACAGUGUGAAAAAUGAUUUUUUUAAUUUUUUUGAAUGAGAUAAUGGAUUUUAAGGAUCACCCAAAGUACAGGGAAUGUCCUGGAUUGUGCGACGAGAUGCUCUCCUACCGGGAUGACUACGAGAAAAACAGCAGGUUGACUUUUUUAGCCUUUUAUUGGCUCGAUAACACCGAAAUUAGUGAUUUUUUCAGCUUUGAACUUGAUAAAUAGUAUUAUUUUCAGUCCGAAAGGAAGUUCACUGAAUUUGUAUUUGGUUGCGUGUAUUCCGAUUUUUUUGUCCCUUCUUCUCGCUUUUUUGAUUUGGUUCAAGUGCAAGUAUGCCACUGGUGAGUUGGGAAUUUUGGACAUUUUAGGACCAUUUUUUGAAAAAUGCGAUAAAAAAAAUACAAAAACAAAAAAAUAAUUGAAAUAAAUAAAAAAUGAACAAAAAUUGGAAUAAUUUAAUAGAAAUUGGAAAGUCCAACAUUCCUAGAUUCAAGAAAAUAAAAAUUCACUUUAGGGACCACUAACAGGUCCAGUAGGAGCAUAUGGGACCUCUAGAUAACCUCAGAACACUCUAGGGACCACUAGAAAAACUCUUUUCUUUAAAUGAGCCCUAGAACUUUCACAACUUCAUUUAAAGCCCUCUAGUGACCACUUAGAAGCUCAGACUGCCUUCGAGAAAGCUCAGAACGCUUAGGAGAUCACUAUAAAUUCAUGAAGUUUAUCUCAAAUUUCAGGCUCCUCUAGGGACCACUAGAAGCUCCAAUUCUUCAAAAUUAGCCCUCUAGAGACUACUUAUAAUUUCAAAGGUUUCUAGAACACUCAAGUGACCUCUUUGAAUAUCUCAAAGCUUUUCUCAAAGUUUUUUCCUUGUACUGUAGCCACUAAAAGUCCUAGAACUCGUCUUAAAGCCCUUAAGGAAUCACUAACGAGUUCAGGCGACCGCUGAAGACACUCAGAACACUAUAAUGAUCACUAAAAAGAUUUCCAAUCUUCUCUUUUUAAGCAAAUCUAAAUCUUCACUAGAAGUCUUGUUGGGCCCGCUUUUAAGUUAAGAACACUCAAGUGACCACUUUCAUACUUCUAGGUUACCUUUAACCUUCAUUUAUUAUUUUCAGAUUCGAAUAAAAUUAAUUUUUUAGUUAAAAAACGAGUUCCUCCAAUGGAAAAAGCUGAAGGGACGAUUGCGAAAUCUGCUCCGAAAAGUAUUUCGAAAACUUCAAUUCAGGCCACAACUUAUGAACAACAAAAGUUUAUCGAAAAGCAGAAGGUUUGGAAAAUUGGAAUAUAGUUCAUUCAAGGCUGACUUGAGUACUUCUAGGGGCUACUUUAGGGUUUUUAGUUACCACUAGGACAGUCGAGUUAGUAGGAACUUUAGUGGCUAAAGAUUUUUGGCCUCCUAAAAGUCUACUGAGCAUUCAAGUUACUAUAGUGGCCACAGGGCGCAAGUAGGGGUGGUUUCUAGGGGCCACUUUAGUGGCUAAAGAUUUUUGGCCUCUAUAGAAGUUGAAGGAGUACUACUAGGCCAUUGAAAGUACUAUAGUGGCCACUGGGCGCAAGUAGAGGUAGUUCUAGUGGCCACUUUAGUGUCCAAAAAGCUUGGUGACCUUUUUUGAAGUCUAAGUGGUACUACUGAGCAUUAAAGUUACUAUAGUGGCCACUGGGCGCAAGUAGAGGUAGUUCUAGUGGCCACUUUAGUGUCCAAAAAGCUUGGUGACCUUUUUGGAAGUCUAAAGGGUACUACUGAGCAUUAAAAUUACUAUAGUGGCCACUUGGAGCAAAUAGAGGUGGUUUUAGGGGCCACUUUAGUGGCUAAAGAUUUUUGGCCUCUAUAGAAGUCUAAGUGGUACUACUGAGCAUUAAAGUUACUAUAGUGGCCACUGGGCGCAAGUAGAGGUAGUUCUAGUGGCCACUUUAGUGUCCAAAAAGUUUGGUGGCCUUUUUAGAAGUCUAAAGGGUACUACUGAGCAUUAAAAUUACUAUAGUGGUCACUUGGAGCAAAUAGAGGCGAGUUCUAGUGGCCACUUUAGUGUCCAAAAAGCUUGGUGACCUUUUUUUGAAGUCUAAAGGGUACUACUGAGCAUUAAAAUUACUAUAGUGGCCACUUGGAGCAAAUAGAGGUGGUUUUAGGGGCCACUUUAGUGGCUAAAGAUUUUUGGCCUCUAUAGAAGUCUAAGUGGUACUACUGAGCAUUAAAGUUACUAUAGUGGCCACUGGGCGCAAGUAGAGGUAGUUCUAGUGGCCACUUUAGUGUCCAAAAAGCUUGGUGACCUUUUUGGAAGUCUAAGGGGUACUACUGAGCAUUAAAAUUACUGUAGUGGUCACUUGGAGCAAAUAGAGGCGGUUCUAGUGGCCACUUUAGUGUCCAAAAAGCUUGGUGACCUUUUUUGAAGUCUAAAGGGUACUACUGAGCAUUAAAAUUACUAUAGUGGCCACUUGGAGCAAAUAGAGGUGGUUUUAGGGGCCACUUUAGUGGCUAAAGAUUUUUGGCCUCUAUAGAAGUCUAAGGGGCGCUACUGAGCAUUAAAGUUACUAUAGUGGCCACUGGGCGCAAGUAGAGGUAGUUCUAGUGGCCACUUUAGUGUCCAAAAAGCUUGGUGACCUUUUUGGAAGUCUAAGGGGUACUACUGAGCAUUAAAAUUACUGUAGUGGUCACUUGGAGCAAAUAGAGGCGGUUCUAGUGGCCACUUUAGUGUCCAAAAAGCUUGGUGACCUUUUUUGAAGUCUAAAGGGUACUACUGAGCAUUAAAAUUACUAUAGUGGCCACUUGGAGCAAAUAGAGGUGGUUUUAGGGGCCACUUUAGUGGCUAAAGAUUUUUGGCCUCUAUAGAAGUCUAAGGGGCGCUACUGAGCAUUAAAGUUACUAUAGUGGCCACUGGGCGCAAGUAGAGGUAGUUCUAGUGGCCACUUUAGUGUCCAAAAAGCUUGGUGACCUUUUUGGAAGUCUAAAGGGUACUACUGAGCAUUAAAAUUACUAUAGUGGCCACUUGGAGCAAAUAGAGGUGGUUUUAGGGGCCACUUUAGUGGCUAAAGAUUUUUGGCCUCUAUAGAAGUCUAAGGGGCGCUACUGAGCAUUAAAGUUACUAUAGUGGCCACUGGGCGCAAAUAGAGGCGGUUCUAGUGGCCACUUUAGUGUCCAAAAAGCUUGGUGACCUUUUUUGAAGUCUAAGGGGUACUACUGAGCAUUAAAAUUACUAUAGUGGCCACUUGGAGCAAAUAGAGGUGGUUUUAGGGGCCACUUUAGUGGCUAAAGAUUUUUGGCCUCUAUAGAAGUCUAAGGGGCGCUACUGAGCAUUAAAGUUACUAUAGUGGCCACUGGGCGCAAGUAGAGGUAGUUCUAGUGGCCACUUUAGUGUCCAAAAAGCUUGGUGACCUUUUUGGAAGUCUAAGGGGUACUACUGAGCAUUAAAAUUACUGUAGUGGUCACUUGGAGCAAAUAGAGGCGGUUCUAGUGGCCACUUUAGUGUCCAAAAAGCUUGGUGACCUUUUUUGAAGUCUAAAGGGUACUACUGAGCAUUAAAAUUACUAUAGUGGCCACUUGGAGCAAAUAGAGGUGGUUUUAGGGGUCACUUUAGUGGCUAAAGAUUUUUGGCCUCUAUAGAAGUCUAAGGGGCGCUACUGAGCAUUAAAGUUACUAUAGUGGCCACUGGGCGCAAGUAGAGGUAGUUCUAGUGGCCACUUUAGUGUCCAAAAAGCUUGGUGACCUUUUUGGAAGUCUAAGGGGUACUACUGAGCAUUAAAAUUACUGUAGUGGUCACUUGGAGCAAAUAGAGGCGGUUCUAGUGGCCACUUUAGUGUCCAAAAAGCUUGGUGACCUUUUUUGAAGUCUAAAGGGUACUACUGAGCAUUAAAAUUACUAUAGUGGUCACUUGGAGCAAAUAGAGGCGGUUCUAGUAGCCACUUUAGUGUCCUCGAGGAACCUCUCAAGUAGCCCCUAGAGUUUUUUUUCAGUAAUUGAAGGAAAAGUUAGGUUUUUGAGUGAAUGGUCUUGACAAGAAAAGGUUUUACAGUACCCUGGGGAUUUACCAUAGUAUUCUUCGAUAGAGCUUGUUGAGAAUCAGGCCACGCCCACAGCUACAGUAACUUUUUUCGCUUCGAGACCCAGCGAAUAGCUGAAAUUUGCGUAAUUUCAUAAAUUAUGAUUUUUUUUUUUACAGUUUUCACCAUGUUUCAGCUGGUAGAAAUCCCUUGAGUGAGCCCUUAAAUAAUUUAUGGAUUGGUUAAAUACCCCUUGAGUGGACACUUGAUAAAAAACUGUACUCUAUUGGUUUUUUUUUCCUUUCAGGAACAGGAAAAAGCCGACAUCGCCUCGUCAAAAUUCACCAAAAAAGGAAAGAUCAAGAUCCCUAAAGAGGUCACUGAUGAGCAGGUGAAUUUUCUUUGAUUGAAGAAGUUUUUAGCUGAUUUUUUGAUUUAAUAAUGCCAAAAAGUGAGAUUUUUUGAAUUUUCUGGCUCGAAGUCCUGAAUUUUUGACACAUUUUGCUGGAAAUUUGAUUGCUAGAGCUUUCUUGCGAUAAUUUUACAGGGGAACAGUAGGUUUUUGCAGAUUUUUUUAGGCCAAUUUGACAGAGAAAAUUUUUCUAAAUUUGAUACUAAGUUGCUGAAAAUCAUCAAAAAAAAUCUAGACAAUUUUGGUUUUCUUGCUCAAAAUCCCAUCGAAGAAAAUUAAUCGAACGAUUUUUCAGUUUUAGUGCCCAAAUUUUGAGCUUUUUUUGAGAAUUUAUUGUUGAAAAUAAUGAAAAAUAAUCGAUAUUUCUCAUUUUUCUGCUGGAAAUCCCAUCGAAUUGGACGAUUUUACAGUUCAAAAUUGGGUUUUCACUUGAAAUUUGCAGAUUUUAUGCCGAUUCCACAGUGAAAAGUGGCUUAAUUUGAACUUUUUUUCGACUUUAUAGCUGUAAAUCAUCAAAAAAAAUCUGUAUAUUUUUUUCGUUUUUUUCUGCUGAAAUUUCAACUGAAAAAAAGUCUAGUAUGCAUGAUUUUUUUACUUGAAAAAUUGGAUUUCCAGUUGAAAUUUGCAGAGUUUUAUGAAGAUUUCCCAGUGAAAAGUGUCCAAAUUUGAACUUUUUUGAGAGAUUAUUGUUGAAAGUUAUCAAAAAUGCUCGAUAUUUCUCAUUUUUCUGCUGGAAAUUCCAUUAAAAACACGAAUUGGACGUUUUUUCAGUGGAAAAUUGAGUUUUCAGUUAGAAUUAGCAGAGUUUUAUGACGAUUUCACAGUGAAAAGUGUCCAAAUUUUAAAUUUUUUGAGACUUGCUCGAUAUUUUUCGUUUUUCUAUUGAAAAUUGCAUUGAAAAAGUCUACAUUGGAUGAUUUUUUUAGUUUGAAAUACCCGAAUUUUGAGCUUUUCUGAGAUUUUGUUGCUGAAAAUUAUCAAAAACGCUCGAUAUUUUUCAUUUUCUACUGAAAAUUCCACUGAAAAAGUCGACAAUGCAUGACAUUUCAAUUGAAAAUUGGAUUUUUAGUUAAAAUUUGAACUUUCUUAAGACUCGAUAUUUUUUCAUUUGUCUGAUGAAAAUUUCAUUGCAAAAGACUGAAUCGAAUGAUUUUUUAGUUUUAGGUACCCGAAUUUUGAGCAUUUCCUAGACUUUAUAGCUUCAAAUUAUUAAAAGUGCUCGAUGUUUUUCAUUUUUCUACUGUAAAAAGCAUUGAAAACACGAAUUGGAUGAUUUUUCAGUUGGAAGUCGAAUCCAAAAAAGAAGAUGAUGUUUUAAUCCUGCCCAAAGUGUUCUACAACGAGAAGGACAACGAGGAGUUCGAUGUCGGGGAAAAGGAAACGCUCGAUAAAUCCGAAGGCCAUGAAAAAAAUAGUUAUAUUAAUUUUUUUCGCGGCCUUGCAUGUUACUUGGUAUAAAAUUCUCAUGAGACUGGAUUUUUUUGACAAGAUUUAUCGUUUCUGAAUAAUUUUUUUGAGACAAAUGCUUUUUGAAUGAUUUUUUCGGUAUAAAAUUUUUGAAAUUGUGGUUUUUUGCACUGGAUUUUUUUGAACAGAUUUUUUUGCUUUAUGCAUGUUUUUUUGAAAAAAACGUUUUUUUGAAUGAUUUUUUUCGGUAUAAAAUUUUUCUUGAAAAUGUUUUUUUCACGUUUUUUUGAGAAGAUUUAUCGUUUCUGAAUAAUUUUUUUGAGACAAAUGCUUUUUUUGAAUGAUUUUUUUCGGUAUAAAAAUUUUUUUGAAAUUGUGGUUUUUUUGCACUGGAUUUUUUUGAACAGAUUUUUUUGAUUUAUGCAUGUUUUUUUGAAAAAAACGUUUUUUUGAAUGAUUUUUUUCGGUAUAAAAUUUUUUUAUAAAAAUGGUUUUUUUGCAUUGAAUUUGGGAACAGAUUUUUUUGAUUUAUGCAUGUUUUUGAAAAAAAACGUUUUUUUGAAUGAUUUUUUUCGGUAUAAAAUUUUUCUUGAAAAUGGUUUUUUUGCACGUUUUUUUGAGAAGAUUUAUUGUUUCUCCAUAAUUUUUUUCGUGAUAAAAGAGCUUUUUAAAUCAUUUUUCUUUGCUGCUUUGAGAUAUUUUUCAGCAUUUAUUGUGUUAAUUCGCAUGGUUUUUGACCUUUUUGAUUAUCAUUUUUUGUGGUUCUGAAGGACAGAAUAUGAGGAUUUUCAUGAAAAACCAGUUUAUCUCAAAAAUUUGAAUUAAGUUUGUUCAGCGCUCGAAAAAAUCUAUGAAAAGAAGCUUUUUCUACCCUUUGAAGGUAUUCUGCUUCAUUUCGAGAAAAAUUCGUUUUGGAGCUUUGAAAGAAAAAAACAUGGGCGGCUUAAACUUUCAAUUUUUGCCUGAAAUCUCAAAGAUUGCCCUCAAAAAAUGAUUAUUUUUAAUCCAUGAAGCGUUUUCGAGUCAUUACAUCUUUUGUAAUCAGUUGAAACUUGUUUCGAAACACGUUUGCCGCGGUUUUAACAAUUUGUGUCACAAGACGUCCGGCUUCCGAUGACGAUGAGGAAUAUUCGCUCCACGGCGAAGCUCGCUGUCGAUUUACCGGUUGCCCGGGGUUGUUUUAAGCAAACUUUUCUUCGAGCAAACAGAAAAAUCUCUCAACUAUUUGCUGAUUCGUUUAAAGGUACAAACUAUACCGAAGUUUGCCCAACUUUCCUCCGUCACCAGCAGUUUUCAUUUCGUUUUUUUCUGCCCUGAACUCAACUGACCAUGGAAAGUGAUGUGUGAGUUUUUUUUCUUUAUUUAUUUGUUUCUGUUUAUUAGUUUAUCAGCUCUAUGUUAUUUUCAAAGAGAUAAGUUAUAUAGAGAGACGGAAAAUACUUUGAAAUUGAUCGAUUAUUCGUGAAACUGGUCAGAUUUCUGUUUUGAAGCAUUUUUAAAACUUUAUGACGUUUUUUCUUGUUUCGUUCUAUUUAUACGCUAGUUAGUAAUAAUAAUUAAUAAAAAUUUUUUUAGAAAUAAUAAAAUUUGAAGGCUUCAAUCGAUAAUAAUUAGUACUUCCUUGAACUUUCUCUUCGUAAAAAUUUUAAGAACUCUAGUUCGAAACAAAUUUUCCAUUUAUUGCGCAUGUUUUUUCAUUGAUUUUAGUGUUCUCCCGACGAAUGGCGUCUUGAAAAAAUGGACGAAUUUUGUCGGCGGCUGGCAGGAUCGAUAUUUCGAAAUCGUGGGAGGAAACUUGGUUUAUUAUAAAUCCAAGGCCGACAAAACUUAUGGCUGUCGUGGCAGUAUGGCGCUGAAAAAUGCGGUUGUCACGGUGAUUUUUUAUUGAUUUUCUGGGGUCUUUCUUGUUUAAUUCAGUAUUUUCUUUAAUUAUAGAGAUAUUUAUCAUAUUUAUUUCUGGUGAACUAUGUUAUUUAAAAAAUCUUUAGGUUCAAAUUUUUUGCUCUUCUUGAACAAUAAGGAAUUUACAUACUGAUUCAAUACUACUGAAGAUUUUUUUAAAUCAUUCAUUUUUUUAUUAGAUUUUUUUAUAGAUUAUUAAACCUUUCUAACGAAGAAAAUAUCAACUUGAAGGUUUUUUUCACGCUUCUUUUUUUGCAUUAUUUCAAAUAAAUCAGGAAUGUUCAGCCUCACGAUUUCGACGAAUGCGAAUUCACGGUUUCAAUGGGCGACGAUGUAACUUGGUACAUGAAGGCCGAAAAUGCCCAGUCGAAAAUGCUAUGGAUCGGUUCCCUAGGGCGCGAAAGUGUAACUUUCUCAAACUUGAUCAAAAUUUAUUGAUUUUUGAAUUUAAGAACGAUUCCGACUACAGCAGCACGAGCACGAAAAGCCAUUCCCGAAAUCCGUCACUUUCUUCGGUUCUUCUGACCAGCGAUAAUGCGGAGGUUUAUCAGAGAAAUUUUAAAGGCGCAUAG
Messenger RNA from Caenorhabditis auriculariae, 9515 nucleotides. The record is from the annotation of a GenBank genome assembly. Lineage: Eukaryota; Metazoa; Nematoda; Chromadorea; Rhabditida; Rhabditidae.